Molecule: messenger RNA, 2911 nt
Organism: Callorhinchus milii (elephant shark)
Lineage: Eukaryota; Metazoa; Chordata; Chondrichthyes; Chimaeriformes; Callorhinchidae
Product: transient receptor potential cation channel subfamily A member 1
Exons: 22
Coding region: 1-2667 (888 amino acids)
Biological process (GO): calcium ion import across plasma membrane
Cellular component (GO): membrane
Molecular function (GO): protein binding; calcium channel activity
Source: RefSeq, a predicted model, not a curated record
AUGUCACUGAAGAAGUUGAAUCAAGUCAGACCACUGAUCCUUGAAAAUGAACUUGCACUUACAAGCAACACACAGUUUUAUGCCUUCCCCCACCCCACACCCAUCCUGGCUCAGGUAGUGGGCUAUCGAGACCACCACAGAAUCAAGCCCACACUCUAUGACAGUCUCUGUAGUGCAGUUACUGAACCAGGCAGGUCCACAGUAUUCCAGGGCACUACUGAUUACAGCACAGAAUUGCAGAAAGGGGUUACGUUUUCUGAACCAGAGAGUGAAGACAGUUCGGAAGCAAAGUGGACGAGCUACGUGAGAACUCGACGUGUUCGACAUACUCGGACACCAUUUAAAACCGCUGCUGAACUAGAGACUACGGACGCUGCAACCUAUAUUGGUUUGAAAAGGAAUCCAGAUGCAGGACAGGGGUUAAUGUCAACAGAUGGCCCACCAUCAGCAAACAGCCAGAGUAAACCUCCCAGCUCUCCCUCCACUGCUGCUUUUCUUCAGUAUUUUACCAUAACCUCCAAAAAAAGUGUUGACAGCAAGAUUGAUUUGCAUUACCUGGAUUCAAUGCUGGAAAAUGGAGCGAAUAUUAAUGCUACUGACAGAUAUGGACAGGGAGUCUUACAUGGGGCAGCUCAUGUAUGGCACCCUGAUGUUGCCAGGUAUUUUAUUGAGAGACAGGCUGAUGUUACUAUCGCUGAUAACUAUGGUGUGACUCCACUGCAUGUGGCAGCAGCGGUGGACUAUCCUGAAAUGGUGGCCUUUUUGCUUGACAUCGGUGGUAAGAAUAAUAUUCUAAUAACAACUGGGAUGAUGCAGACCCCUUUACAUUAUGCGGCAAAGUAUGAUGCCAUUGAUUCCCUGAAGUGCCUGUUGAAACAUAAAGCUGAUAUGAAGGCAAGAGACUAUAAACAGCGGACACCUUUGCAACUUGCAGCAGAACUUGAUCGCAGUGAGGCAGCUCGAUUACUCGUGGGAUUUCAAGCGGAUGCAGGAGUUUACGAUAAUACUGGACAAUUAUGCUUGACGUUGAUGGUAGCAAACAUGCCUCCUGUUGCAAAUGUGGCCCUAGAUCAGUUUUUCAUUAAAGACCGGGCUAACAGAAAGCAAUACUUCAAGUUGAACGUUUUGGUGCCUCAACCCUCAGAGAACAAUGAUAGCCGAACAAAGUCUUUUCUGGAAGUCAUUGUUCAGUAUCGACAGCUGGACCUCAUUAUGCAUCCAGUGGUGCAGAAAUUAAUUGAAAUUAAAUGGAAACACUUUGGAAUGCGAGGAGUGACUAUCCAUCUGACCCUCAAUAUCCUCUUCAUUAUCUCAUGGACAAUUCUGGGGAUCGCUUCAACACUGACUGGUAUCAAUCAACAACGCUACAAACUACCUGAGGACUGGUGGAAGAUUCUUGUGGCUCUGGUGGCAGUUGGUCUCACUCUCUAUCAGAUCACAGAUGAAUUCAUUGAAAUCCACGCUUCAAAGAGAAAAUUUUCUCAGUGGAAGGAAUGGAGAAACCAGGAGAUAAUGAAGGACCUGAACCUGUGCCACCCAAGAUGGCCAGAGGAGAAGACGUAUCUAAAGAAGGAGCUUUCUGCACUGGAUGAUAUGCAUCCCAACUACUUAAGAGACUUUUGGAAUUUAUUUGACUGGUUGUGUUAUCUGCUGAUCUUCACUGUGAUUGUGACUCACGUGGCUGAUUUACUCAUGGAGAACCCAAACCUUCACACUUCUCAUGUUCGCUUGUUUGCCGUGGCCAUCAUAUUCAUCUGGCUUCGACUCAUGAAACAUGUGCGAGCUAUCAGGUCACUGGGUCCUUUCAUUGUAAUGCUGGGAAAGAUCAGCGUUGAUAUCUUAAAGUUCCUCUUUCUAUAUGGAGAGUUUUUCGUCCCUUAUGCCUGUGCAUUUUGGAUCAUAUUUGGUGGUCUGGUACCAAAUAUGACCACUGUACCACAGAUGCUGUUUACCAUCUUCCGUAUCACACUGGUUGAUGAUUAUGGCUUUGAUGAUAUGUAUGGACAGGACUCGGUGAUGGCAUAUUUUCUCUGUGGGACGUUUCUUGGUCUCUCAAGCAUUCUUUGUAUCAAUCUCCUCAUAGCACUCCUUUCAGACACUUUCCAAAGGGUGUAUGACAAUGCAACUGCAAAUGCAGCGAUGCAGCAAGCGAGCAUCGUGAUGCAGAUUGAAGAGCAUCUAAAUCAGAAGGACAAGAAUAAAUUUUGUGAUUUUAUUCAUGAGUCAUGUGCACCUUUAGGGAUAUUCUUUGACGAUGACAUGACCACUGAUCAAGAGGCAGAUCUCAAAAAAGUCACCAUCCAAAUAAAGGAGGAAUUAGACGAUAUUGCAGCUGUAAUAAAAGGAAAAGAAUGGGGAAAAAAUGCUUAUGCAGCGAGCCCUGGAAUUAAGCACUCUGAAAAGAUUUCAGGCAACCUCGGUGGCCAAAUUCAUUCACAAGAUCUAAGUACCACGCAAAAUCUAGCUAUGCAACUAGACAUUCGUGAUCUGAAGCUAAAGAUAUCAGCUAUGGAUCAGGAACAAAAAAAUUCAGCCUUGAAACUCAGCAGUGAAUUGCAGAGAACACAUGAGCUGAUUAAUGAGAUUCUGAGGCACAUUUCACCAGGUACCACUGGGACAUACUCAUCUGACCCGCCACAUGAAGCUGUCGAUAUGUCACACCAAUGAUUGUUCGGCAAAUAGGCAAUUAUUUGCCUCCAGAUAUACGACAAUCAGCACAAAGUGAGUUUCCUUUGUGGACAGAACCAAAUUGAGAAACCCCAUCAGAACACGAUAGCCUCUGAAGAAAUAUCAACACAAACAUAUUCUUUUUACCCAAAGUGUACUUUAUUUGUAAAGGAUGGUUGCAAAGAUUGACAUCUACUGAUAGAAUUCUUGGAGACUGAAGUCUAACUGUUAGAAAAACAAAACU